Messenger RNA from Cryptococcus amylolentus CBS 6039, 702 nucleotides. RefSeq lists its product as hypothetical. The transcript has 3 exons. The coding region runs from base 1 to 702 and encodes 233 amino acids. NCBI's taxonomy places the organism in Eukaryota, Fungi, Basidiomycota, Tremellomycetes, Tremellales, Cryptococcaceae. Gene Ontology annotation, cellular component: mitochondrion. The record is from RefSeq and is a predicted model, not a curated record.
AUGCCUCCAAAGAUACCCCUGUUCAGUAGACGGUCUGCAAUCGCUAGAAAUAUAGCAGCACGCCACUUUUCAUCUAAACCUCAUUUGCUUCGCCAUAGAGCAGAGCUCGACUACCUCGCACCCUUCCGACGCUCGGCCGUUCCCCCCCCCUCGCGAGCAGACAAUCAGCUUCAAAAUGUGCUCAAUACCUCAAAGCAGCCAGAGGCAUACUCGGAGGGCCACCUUCCUUAUGAGACCUCUUCCACGGCGCCUGUAGCCAACUCACUGCAGGAGGUUCCUGCUCAUGGCACUGGCAGCCGAGUGGAGGAUCCCGUCCCCGCUAUGAAGGAUACAAGCGGAGAUGACAGCGCCAACAAGGACAGUGGGAAAGAGUUCAGGUCCAAACAGAUGAUCGUACAAGGCGUUGCUGUUCCUCCAAAGCCCAUAGCACCCGGCGAAGAAGAGUGCUGUAUGUCAGGAUGUGUCAACUGCGUCUACACCAUCUACUCGGAAGAGCUCGAAGAGUAUGUAGCAGCUCUGGACGCUGCACGGGAUGCUCUUGAACGAGCACAUGUACCCAAGAGUGACUGGCCUGCUGAAGUGGCCACGUCAGGAAGUGGGGAUGCUGCCAAAGGAGAUGAAAAGGACAAGGCCGUGGAAGGGAUCGACCCUGCGAUGAGCGCUUUCUUGGCGCUGGAGAACAAGCUCAAGAACAAGCAAUAG